GAUCCAUACAACGAGUUGCUCUUUCUUGGAAGCUCAAUUGCUGGAGUGGGCUUAAAAGAAGGGUUCUUGCGAUUAUGAAUGUCAGCAUCUCCAUGAUUUCUAACAUUCUUUCCUUCUUUUUGAAUGGCUUCCGCAAGUUAGAUGAGAUUAAUACUUUGUUUGGACGACGAUAAAGUAAUUAAAGCUUUUUAAAUUAUGAUUUUAUAAGAUAACAAUUUCAUCAAGAAAAAAACUAUUCUCACAGUACCCUCGAUUAUAUGCUCAUGAUAUGGCAGGCAUAUCAUCGAGACCUGCAUCCUCUUUUCAGCUCUGCUCAUUUAAGUGAGAGAGAUUUUGCAGACUUGCUGUUCUUGGUUUUUAUUUCUUUCUUUUUUUCCCUCGAUUCUCGGGGAAUCUCAUUGUCACAUCCCUGGAUUCUUGCCGUACUUCGUGAACGUGAACCAGCGUCAGCAUUUUCAAAUUCUCCAAAAGCUAGCUUAGCUAUACCAGUUUACUUCUACUUCUAAAUCUCUACUCUCGAAGAAAAUACUUGCGCGUUUCUCGUGCGAAAUGGGUAAUUGUCAAGCUGCAGAAGCAGCAACAGUGGUGAUUCAACAUCCAGGAAACAAGAUCGAGAGGAUUUACUGGUCUGUUAGCGCUCAUGAGAUCAUGAACUCGAAUCCUGGCAACUAUGUGGCUCUUGUCGUUACAUCUCCAACGAUGAGGACAGAAAAUGGGUUGCCAUUGAAGCAGCUCAAGCUUCUUCGACCUGAGGACACCCUGAUUAUUGGGCAGGUCUAUAGACUCGUCAGUUUUGAAGAUGUGCUGAAAGAGUUUGCUUUGAAGAAAAGUGUUAAACUAGGAAAGCUGUUGAAGGACAAACGAGGGUUUGGAGUUGCAGCUGAAAUGAAGAGGAAGGACUCCGGUGGCCUGAGUUUGAAUCCAGACCCCAGUUCUAAAUCUAAGGGCUGCAGCUCUGUCAAGGUGGAGCAGGAGGUUCACCGACUGGGAAGCAAUAGUGGCAGCAGGCGCAGCAGCAGCAGCAGCAGCAGCAGCAGCAGAAGGCAUUGUGGUGGUGGGGGGCAAUGGAAGCCAGCCUUGCAGAGCAUUUCAGAGUUUGCUACUUUAAAAACACCAUAAUAACGUUGCUCUUAGCACAUACUCCAAGGGCAAGACCCUCACUCUCCUCCCUCCUCUUUUCCUAUGAAUAAAAGCAACAAAUAUAAAAAACAUGCUCUCUUUUACUUUUUAUAAACAGCACAUUACAUUAAAACUUGGCUAAAGCUGGGUUUCUAUAAGAUUUUUGGUAUUAUUAAUUUCC
Molecule: messenger RNA, 1300 nt
Organism: Manihot esculenta (cassava)
Lineage: Eukaryota; Viridiplantae; Streptophyta; Magnoliopsida; Malpighiales; Euphorbiaceae
Exons: 3
Coding region: 550-1119 (189 amino acids)
Source: RefSeq, a predicted model, not a curated record